AUGAGCUCUCCCGCUGAAAUCAUCGGGGCCGCCCCACCGCCCGAGGAUGUGACGCCAAACUUCGUCAACCCGGACUCAAUCGCGUAUCGAAUCAUCAUCGUCGCCGUAUUCUUCCCCGUCCUCACCCUCGUAUUUCUCGGUAUCCGGUUAUGGGCGGCCAGCUUUAUCCUGAAGCGCUGGCGCUUUGACGAUUUUUGGAUCAUCCUCGCAUUUAUAUUUGCUCUUGCCAACUCCAUUGUGUGUAUGAUUCAAACACGAUACGGUCUGGGAGACGAUAUCUGGAAUGUUCCCCUGGACGACUUCUCCAUGUUUAUGAAGAUCGGAAUGAUUGCGGGGCCACUCACAUAUAAUUUGGCGACGCUCUUCAUCAAAGUAUCCAUCCUAAGCUUCUACCUUCGUUUCACCAUCGAUCGAGGCUGCAAGAUUGCCGUGUACGUCGUCAUGUUUGUCGCCGUAGGCUACACGAUACCCAACGCCUUCCUUUCCCUGUACGUCUGCCGGCCGAUGCAGAAAUACUGGACCCCCAUGCUCGAGGGAACCUGCGUCAACAUCAACGCGGCUUUCCACACGGCCAACGCUCUCAACGUGGCCACCGAUUUCGCCAUCCUCUUGCUCCCGAUCUGGCUGCUCAAGCCCCUGCGCGCACCCUUUAUGAAGAAGCUUGGCAUCAUGCUUAUCCUGAUGACCGGUGGCUUCGUGUGCGGCGUGAGCACCAUGAGAAUGGUCACCGCCUUGAUCGGCAUCUUCAACGCGAAUAUCACGAGGCAUUACGUCGCAAACUUGUCAUGGUGCCUGGUGGAAAUGUACGUCGGCAUCAUCUGCGCCUGUCUGCCUUGUCUCCGUUCCUUCGUCAGGCAGUACUUCCCGAAUCUGUUCGUUUUCGACGAAGCCUUUGAGCAGCGCCUGUCUUCGUUCAGGAUCUCGAUACCGCUCACCCGCGUCCGACCCGCCGCCGAGCCUUCCUGCUCCCAGCCAGAGGGUACGGUGGUUGCGCACAGCAGCCAUCUCCACACGAAACCCAGCAAGGACUCUGAAUUCCACGGCUCUGCUUCGCAACAUUCGGAAACGACCCUGCACAGUCAAGAACCGAAGUGA
Parascedosporium putredinis is the source of this 1095-nucleotide messenger RNA. The record is from the annotation of a GenBank genome assembly. Lineage: Eukaryota; Fungi; Ascomycota; Sordariomycetes; Microascales; Microascaceae.